Messenger RNA from Durotheca rogersii, 558 nucleotides. RefSeq lists its product as uncharacterized. The record is from RefSeq and is a predicted model, not a curated record. The transcript is spliced from 2 exons. Lineage: Eukaryota; Fungi; Ascomycota; Sordariomycetes; Xylariales; Xylariaceae. The coding region runs from base 233 to 520 and encodes 95 amino acids.
GGCGGCGACUUCUUAACGACACGCGACCAUGACGGCUGAGGGGAAACGAAACGGAUGGGAUAUCCGGUGUUGGAACGGGACAGAUUCGAUAUACACCGCACAUGUUAUACCUAUAUUAUAUAUAUAUCUGGACAUGGGGCGACUCAAGUCUGCAGCAUGAUAACUACCUUUUUUCUUUCUGGUUUUGUUUUUCUUUCUUCUUCCCACUUUCCACGUUCCCCUUUAUUUUUUUAUGUCUUUGACAUUCCCCAAUCUUCUUAUUCUAUCGCUGGCUUCAACGAGCCGCGCUACAUCGUUGGUAGGCGGGCCGUGGUCACCUAGGACUCGGUCGAGAUAUUACCGUCAUACCAACACACGCUCCUUUUCCUGUUUUGUGUUUUAUGUUUACCGACGUCUGUCUGUGCUAUGGGGGUCGGCCGCGAGCAGUUCUCCCUUCGCAGGUAGAAUUAUUAGUUUGGGAACCGCGGGAAGAGAAAAUAGGGAACUAGGAAGGCCGAUGAAUAAAAUAGCUAGUCUUUGAAAAAAGAGUGAUUUGUCCCAGUGAACAACAAUAUGUGA